AUGUUUUACUCACCAAUCUACGAGUACGCCAAGAGCCUUUACAAAACGAGCAAACUGAGCGAGUUAGACAGUUUCUUGAAGGAGCGCUUGCCUUUGUCGUACAACGUGCAUCUAUGGCAGUUAUAUCUCGCAUAUGUGGGCCAGAAUACACCUGAAAAGCUACUGGAUGCGUACGAAUAUGCUUUGUCCCAUCUGGAAGGACAUUUUGACAUAACACUGGUUCUGAGAGAUUACCUGGGCCUGAUCGACAGCAUGCAUGAUCAGGACGUUGUUGAUCGCAAGAGGAUGGCCUACCAGAAUGUCAUAAAAUAUGCCGUUUUCAACGUGCCUUCGAUCUACAGGGAAUACGAGGAGUUCGAGUACAAGCUAAACAAGUUCACGGCAAAAACACUCCUGGAGAAGGCGGCAUACAAUUUCAAGGGGCAUAAAAGGCUGUCAAUGACGUUCGACGCAAAUGCUGAGAUCAUGGACCAGGUCACGUUGGAGAACUACAGCACGUUAUUUGAGGUUGAGGAACGCAAGGAGUUUGUGUGGAAGUGUCUUAAGGAGAAGUUCUACUACGAUGAAGAGGUCUAUUUCGAGCUGAUCAAGAUUGUGCCCGGCUUUGUCGAUGAGGCCAUUCUCUGCAACUCAUUUAUAAGUCAUGACGAGCAGUUGGAUGCACCGUUGACAUUGGAGAGCUGCACAAACACCUUUACACGCACCAAUUUCUUUUUUGUUCUCCUGGGCGUGUACUUGGGCAGAGUCGACCUGACCAACUACAUCUUCAAGGAGGAGUUCUUGUCAGCGUGGGACGCUGAGCAAGAUAAAUCAGGGUCGGCCACGGCCAAAGCGGUGACAGUCAGCGAUCUAAAGGAGACGUUCAGGGUCAUGCGAAUCAGAAAAAAAGAUCUGGUGUACAUACACUUCCUCGACAUGGUAUUCAAGAGCAAAGGGGUACACGCCUUUCGGCGUGUAUUCAAUGAUAUGAAGGACAUUAUCGGUCCGCUUGUUUUCUACUACGUCGCACAGCUCGAGUAUUAUGUGCACGGUGACGUGGAUGUAUUCAUUAAUGUCAUGCUGCUCGGUUCGAGGAAGAACAAGUCGCUUGAAACGUACUUGAUAAAAUUUCUGGCCGGUCACCGGCAUGAGAACCUCGCACGCAAAUAUUCAGCGGUGUUUGGUCGAAAGGAGGAUCUUCGGCGGUAUCUGUACCUGUACACCUUUGAAUCGCAGGCUGCCGAUAAUGAAAGUGCGCCAAGGACGGAAACGCUUGAUGAUUUUUACUACAAGGGCAAUUUUGAGUAUGAAUCGUUCGUCCUGAAGAGCAGGGGCAACAAGGCGUUCAAUGAGAUGGUGAAAACGUUGGAAUUUGAGAGUUUGAGGCUGUUCAAGCACUCACUGCUGCUUGAGACAAUGGAGGAUGUGCGUAAGGAUGAGAGUAUAAAGCUGUUUGAAGCUGUGCAUCCCGAAGGUGUAGUGAAACUGUUGUGCACUGCUGACAUCCGGCAAAAAAACGCUUUUUAGUGUUUUGGCUCGUUCCAGCCCGGUACACCGGUACCGUGCGGUGCAGGUAAUAAAUUCGUGUAAUUCGCGCAAAACCGAU
This is a messenger RNA of Vavraia culicis subsp. floridensis, 1585 nucleotides long. RefSeq lists its product as uncharacterized. Gene Ontology annotation, cellular component: nucleus. The record is from RefSeq and is a predicted model, not a curated record. Bases 1 to 1506 code for a protein of 501 amino acids. Gene Ontology annotation, molecular function: protein binding; mRNA binding. The transcript has a single exon. Gene Ontology annotation, biological process: mRNA 3'-end processing. Lineage: Eukaryota; Fungi; Microsporidia; Pleistophoridae.